AUUAACUAACAAGGCUCAGUGUAAAAAAAAUAGUGUGAACUCUAAACGAAAAGUUUCAAAGGUUAAUUUUAUUUCAAAAACCAUAGUCAAUAUGGUGAUCAAUUCCAUAAGUAUCCUAAUUAAGAAAAAAAUAUCUUCACAGAUUUUAGAGGCAAUCGUGUUUUCAAUACAGAUGGAUACUACUCAAGAUAUAUCAGUAUAGGACCAAUGUUCACUUAUUGUACGGUAUGUGAACUUCAGUGGUGUACAUGAAAAACUUUUACCAGUUAUAACUAUGGCAGAAACUGUGAUAUGAAAUGUUGGAAAAUAAAUUUUUAAUUAGUGGACUAAUGCUUAUAAGUAUCUGCUUACACAACCAUGUACACAAUUAGUGACAUAAAUAUCAAAUUUUAUAAUUCUUAUUUUAGUACUUAAUUAUACAGUACAUUUUAAUUACUUAUUUUGAUUUACCAGGUAACAAUGGAAAGAUCAUUUGCCAAUCUAAAGAUAAUCAAAACACGUCUAAGAAAUUCAUUGAGUGAAGAAAAGCUAAAAGCAUUUAUGCUUAUGAAUAUGGAAAAAAGUAUAUUACAUAGUAUAGACUUAGAAGAAAUCAUUGAUGUUAUAAAAAAAAGUAGUGAUUUCUUAAAUAAAGAACUGUCAUAUUAG
Cinara cedri is the source of this 648-nucleotide messenger RNA. NCBI's taxonomy places the organism in Eukaryota, Metazoa, Arthropoda, Insecta, Hemiptera, Aphididae. The record is from the annotation of a GenBank genome assembly.